AUGUCAUCAUACAACAGCGUCUCACUGCGCAACAGCCUCGGCGUCUUCACCUCCGCCGCAGGCAUCCAUCAGCUAGCGAAUUCCUAUCUCUUCGGCGUCACCGUGUGGCACACUUUCUUCAAUGGACCGAUCGCCUACAAGACUCUUCCCCGCAUGCAAUUUGGCAAUCUACAGAGCAAGCUGUUCCCCGUCUACUUUGCAUCGGCCUCUGCAGCGGCGGCGAUCGCGCUCGCUACAUUCAUCAAGAUCCAUCCAGAGAUUCGCUCCUCGGUCUGGUCGUUCAGUAGAGGCCCCACCUUCCAGGCUUGGACGAUAGGCGCAGGCGUACUGCUACCGUCUCUGCUCAAUUGGGCUGCUAUCGGGCCAUGGGUGACCGGCAUCAUGUUCGAGCGCCAUCGUCUCGAGAAGAGAGAGGGCAAGGCCUACACCGAUCCCGAGCCAUCGGAAGAGAUGAAGACGCUCAAUAGCAGGUUCAUCACCGCACACAGUGUGUCGAGCAUAGUGAACUUGGUCGUCGUCAUUGCUCUUGCGUGGCACACCGCAUGGACGGGCGCCAACGGAAGAAGCACUGCAUCGCUCGCUCGUGGAUCGACUCAUGCGGCAACAGUAGAUGCGCAAGGAGUCCCUGCGCCCCACUCUUUCGAAGUCGUUCGAUGGGCCUCUGCUCAUCCUCCAGUGACCGGCACCUUCAGGGAUCGGUCCCUUGGUGGGACGUCGUCAAUGAACAGUAGGGACAGCCUGCGCAAGCCGAGUAUCCUGAUGUUCGCUCAUCGCUAG
Molecule: messenger RNA, 777 nt
Organism: Mixia osmundae IAM 14324
Lineage: Eukaryota; Fungi; Basidiomycota; Mixiomycetes; Mixiales; Mixiaceae
Exons: 4
Coding region: 1-777 (258 amino acids)
Source: RefSeq, a predicted model, not a curated record